Meloidogyne enterolobii is the source of this 732-nucleotide messenger RNA. The record is from the annotation of a GenBank genome assembly. NCBI's taxonomy places the organism in Eukaryota, Metazoa, Nematoda, Chromadorea, Rhabditida, Meloidogynidae.
AUGCCUUCUAUUGUGUUUAUUAUUUUAUUUAUUUCCACGUCUAAAGCAAUUUUAAAUACAACAAAUGAUUAUGUUGUUUUUACAACUGAAGGAGAUUUAAACGAGACUGACUUUAUCAACAAUUUUGACUUGUUGGAUACUUUAACUUUCCUCGAUUUUGAUACAAAAGAAAAUAUUUCUAAAGAACAUUUAAUUUUGAAAAACAUUCAAAACAAAAAUGAAGUAAAUGAGACAAAUACGGAAGAAAACACGACAGACUUUUCUGAAGAAGACAAUGCUUUUGACAAUAAGAAAAGUGAUUCAGGAACAGAAAAUACAACAAAUGAGAGUGUUCCUGGAAAUGACACUAAUUCUGAGGAAGACAAUGCAUUUACUACUCCAAAAAUUAAAAAUUGUGUUCCUCGUUCUAUUUGCUACAAAGAUAAAGAUUGUGGUGAAAAGAAUGAAAAGACAAAUUCACGUCCCCGCUGUCUGGGAAUUUUUCCGGGAACUUGUGACUGCACUGCUUGUAUUAGUGGACUUCAUUGUUUGAAUCAAACUUCCUGUGGUGGACUUUACAAUUCUUGUGAAAAUGAGACUGGUAUUUGUAAAUGUAUUGAAGCUCAUAAACUUAAUGGUUUUGCAAAUUAUGGAGAAGCAUUACUUAAAUUUUGUAAUAAGCAGAAAUGUAAUGGAGAAUUGGAUACUUGUUUUGGACUUCCAUGCAGACGCGGCCGGUGUUUUUGUUAUUAA